Messenger RNA from Sitodiplosis mosellana (orange wheat blossom midge), 3672 nucleotides. RefSeq lists its product as uncharacterized. The transcript has 10 exons. The coding region runs from base 25 to 2928 and encodes 967 amino acids. Gene Ontology annotation, molecular function: protein binding. NCBI's taxonomy places the organism in Eukaryota, Metazoa, Arthropoda, Insecta, Diptera, Cecidomyiidae. The record is from RefSeq and is a predicted model, not a curated record.
UUGGACAUCAAACGUUUCGUCUAUAUGAUAAUGUCAAGCCAUUCAUGGCUAUUGAUGGUAACGGUGGCGCUAUGCGUUACCGUUAUUUGUGCGGCAAGAACAUCGUUGCCUUUAACAGACAAUCCAGUAUUCAACACAAUUUCGUCAACAACUGAAAAUAGCAAACCAAAUGCACCAAUCAAAAAAUGGGCACCAGAUCCAAAAAUCCCCUUAGCCGAUGAUCCAAGAUACAACAAAAUGUUGCCGAUGAAACAUUUUGAUGCAAUCGAAAAGGAAGCUCUGGAAAUGCUCCGAAGCUCAACUGAUUCAUCCGAUUCAAACGCGAAAAAAGUGGUGGAUAUCAAAGAAAAUGCAAUCGAUAAAAAUGGAAAAUCCUUAUCUGAUGAUGAAUACGACGAUGAAUAUGAUUACACUAAUGAUGAUAUCGAUAACGACAGCGAUGAAAUUGUUUCCAUUACACCGAAACCUGUCACCGUAUCCACGACAAGGAAAGCAUCAAAAACUACCAAAAUUGUUGUGAAUACUUCAUCGAAGCCCGAAGUUGUUGCAACCGAGAAGGCAAAACCAAGCACACCCAAUCCGAAAUUGAAGUACAUCAGUGAUGUAGAUAGCGGUAUUGAUGAUGACUACAACGACAACGAUGAAGAUGAUGACGAUGAUGACGACGAUGAAGAUGAGGACACUGAUGAUCCAAUUACAUCCAACGAACCAGUCGUCUGUCCAAGAGACUGUAUUUGCUCACGCAAUAUGAAUGGAUUUAUGGUUGCAACCUGCAGUAGACUUGAUGCUGGCAUUCAGAACUUUUCGGCAGGUAUUACCGAUCUUGAGGUAGUGAAUGUAUCACCGCAAUAUCCAAUUGUUUUGGGUGCAAGUUUCUUUAAAUUAGUCGGUCUGGAGCACGUGUCAUCGAUAAAAAUCGUGAACUCGUUCAUUGCAAAUAUUCAUCCGAAAGCGUUCGAAGGACUUGUCGAAUUGUAUUCGGUGAAUUUGACCAAUUCGGGUAUCACCAUUUUGCAUCCGGACACCUUUGCUGAAAAUGCUAAAUUGCGUCUUCUAUCGCUGGAUGCCAAUGAUCUAAGCCAAAUGCAACAGAAUCAAGCUCCAUUCAACGAUUAUAUGCUAAAGGCUCCGUCCGUUGAGGAGCUUUCGUUGUCACGAUGCAAUCUCAAAAAACUGUUGCCGACCGCAUUCGAUCGCUUGGAAAAUACAAUCUUUAUCAAUUUGGCAAAUAAUGAUUUGCAAUCGCUGCCGCCAAAUCUUUUCGAUAAAGUAACGAACAUUGAAGAAUUAGACCUGUCUUCAAACAAAAUCUCCACUUUGCCCAAGAAUAUUUUCGCCAAAACAUCAUUGGCAAUUCUCAACUUGAAAUACAAUCAAAUCGAAUCGAAGUUGGACUUUGCCACAUCGGAAAUUCAAAAGCUUGACUUGAGCUACAACAACAUUUCGAAUGUUGGAAACAUGAUGUUCAAUGAAUUGACCGGUUUGACAACAUUGCUGCUUAAAGGCAACGGUAUCAAGAAAAUCCAUCAAACAUCAUUCUUCCCGCUGAAAAAUUUGCGCCAAAUCGAUUUGUCAUACAAUGAUUUGGAGCAAGUUUCAUCCACAUUGUUUUUGGUGAACAAAGAACUGGAUGUGAUCCGAUUGAAUGAUAAUUAUCGAUUGAAAUCGUUGCCAUUGGAAGGUUUCGCAUGCGAAUCCGGUAAAUUCAAUGUUUACUUGUUUGAUUUGCAAAACUGUGAUAUCAGCGAACUGGGAGAUGAUACAUUCAAGAAUAUGCCACGUAUGACGACCCUCAACUUGGCCUGGAACAAUAUUGAAACAUUGACCAGGGAAUUCUUCAAGAGUAUGACUAAAUUGAUCGAACUGAACUUGAGCAACAAUGUCAUCAGUGAACUCGAGAAUUUGACGUUCUUGAACAAUCGCAAUUUGAAAAAGUUGAAUCUGGCUGGAAAUCAAUUGCAAAAAAUAUCGCCACGCAUGUUCUUGCCGCUUAAGGAUCUGACUGAAUUAGAUUUAAGUAGCUGUGAUCUUGUUGAAAUCUGGUCAGAGCAAAUUUCGGCCAAUCUCCCAACAUCGACAGUCCUGAAGAAUUUGAAAUUGCUUAAUGUGUCCAACAACAACAUUAUUCAUGCCCGCCACUCGCAUUUCUCGUCCAUGGAAAAAUUGGAAGUGCUCGAUUUAAGCAACAAUCAUUUGCACUGCGACGAUGGAUUCAAGAAUCUUAUUCAGUGGCUUAAGGAUCGAAAGAUCAAAGCUGGCAAUAUUCACGCUGGAUUCAAUGCCGAAUUAACCGAAAAUGGGCAUGCAGUAGACUCAAGCGCCUCAUACUCGCUUGGCUGGGAAUCAUUCGCAACGAAUGUGUGCGCAGCCCAUCAAUCGACCAACGUUGAUAGCAAGGCAACAGCCAAAACGGACGAGUACGCCGAUGAAUCAGUCGACAACAGCGACUCAGAUGACGAAGACGAUGAAGAAGAGGAUGAUACAGACGAAUCAACUCAAGCGACCAAGGAAUCUGCAUCGGUCAACACAGAGGCCGAGGAUUUGGACAGUGAUGAGGAGGAAUAUGACGAUGAUAAUGACAAUGACAAUGAAAUUGAAAUCAACAGCGGAAACGAAUUGCGUGACAAAGACAAGAUCAUUGCCGAAGAAAUCGAUGGUCUCAAUGACCGUAUCAUUGAUCUUGAAGGUGACGAGUUGAGUGGUCAUGGAAAAUUAUUGGCAGUAGCUGUUAUGGUUACAACAUCAGUAUUGGCCGUUAUCUUAUUGGCAACGCGCAUCGUAUCAAUAUUUAGGCACCGCCGUGGCGAGAGAUACCGCCAAGCUUUGCUUGCAUCAAAGAAUUCGAUCAUCUAUCAAAAACUCUCUGAAGAAAUCAAUGCACCACAAACACCAAAGAUUCAUCGAUAUGCUCCGAUCAAUCAAGUCUAAGAAAGAGCAAAUGCUGCCUUCUUCAUUGUUUUGUAGCAGCAGUAGCAGCAGUAGCAGCAGCGGCAUCAACAACAGCAGCAAUAGCAUAAAUUUACAAAUAUCCGAACAAAAUAGCAAAUGAAAAGUGAAAAAGAAAACAUUUCCGUACUCACGAUAGCUUUCUCAACAAGUUCAAAAACUUCUCUUUUUUGUCCAAAUGUAGGAGUUUCGAAAUUUACGAUGGCCCAACUCACUACAUAUAGUAUAGUACAUGAAAAAAUGUUGUACUUACAUCACAGGAUUUUUUUUUAAUGGUUGAUGCACAGAAUAUUCCUAUACUCGUGGCCAUCGUUCCAAAGUCAUUCCGAUCAUACAAUAAAUCAAUAUCAUGCGGUUGACUUACGUUACUAUAAUUAUUGAAGAUUUAUCAAUUUGUAUUUGAAAUUAGUCAAUUAUUUCAUUUUUUUUUAUUUAAUUCAAAACUAUAUCGUUUUUAAUUCCAGUAUAAAAAGCCAUAAUUUCUAAUAGAUGUACUUAAUGAAUUAAGAUAGAAAAAAAAACUUUUACUGGAUUUUCAAUAGCAUGUGUUAAUUUAAGAUCUUCUUCGACAGUUAAAAACAUUCCAAAUUGCAUUUAAUUUCGAAAGUGAAUAUAAUCCAAAAUGGGAAAGAAAAACAACUUUGGUUUGGACAACAAAAUCAGCCAUCUUAAUGUUUAAUGUUUUUUUUAAAGAAUAAGAAAUAAAACGAAACAAAACAAUACAAA